AUGAGCCACCAGCAACAGCCCCCUCCACCCCCUCGGCCACCACCCCCUCUUUACUUCCCCUCCCUCUAUGACCGAACCACCCAAAGCACCACUCUAGCCGACUGCAGCCUCUGGCGGAAGCUUUUUGUGCCCCUGCGAGGGGGUGAAGCAGGGUCCGCUGGGCCUCAGAGACCUCCGCCGGGCCUUGGGCUCCUCCCACCCACCAAUGAGCGCUGCUGUCCACCUCCCUGGCCAGCUGGCCUGGCCCCCAUCCCCUAUGAGCCAUUGCGCUUCUUCUGCCCUGCUGCUGAGGGCACCGCCCAGCGGGGAGCGGCACACCAGCAGCCAGAUGGGGAGAUCUGUGAGCUUGGCAUCCGCCUGAAGGAGCUGGAACUUCUGGCCCUCACUGGGGAUGGCUUAGACCCACAACAGUAUAAGCUUCUGAAGGCACUGAAAGAUGAAAAGACGCAAGAUGUAAUGACAGGAUUGCCUCUAAAGAAACAUUCACCUGCAUCAUGA
This is a messenger RNA of Elgaria multicarinata webbii, 498 nucleotides long. It is a transcript of the gene C2H11orf91, whose product is annotated as chromosome 2 C11orf91 homolog. The coding region runs from base 1 to 498 and encodes 165 amino acids. The record is from RefSeq and is a predicted model, not a curated record. Lineage: Eukaryota; Metazoa; Chordata; Lepidosauria; Squamata; Anguidae. The transcript is spliced from 2 exons.